AUGUCCGCUAAAGUUGCUAGUGAAGUAUCGAAGAAGAUUGAACUGAACAACCUAGAUAAUCCCAACUCGAUACUGAAUCUUCUGAGAAGUUACGGAUUCUCUGAUACACAUAUAUCCAAAAUUGUGAAAAGGUUUCCCCGAGUGCUUUUUGCAAACCCUGAGCAUAACCUCUUGCCCAGGCUAAAAUUUAUCCACUCUAUAGGGUUUUCAGCUCCCGAAACGCCAGAACUCUUCUCAUAUAACCCUUCACUACUAUCACAUAGCUUAGAGAAACGUAUAAUUCCCUUCUAUGAAGCCCUUAAAAGAGUACUUGAUGACGAUUGGAAAGUAAGGAAAUGUCUAAGAUGCUUUACUUGGAGUAUGUCCUCCUAUGAUGUAAAGAAUAUAUUUCCAAAUGUAAAGGUUUUGAGAGAUGAAGGAGUUCCUCAAUAUGCUGUCUUUACUCUGUUAUCUAAACGUGCAUAUCUUGCAUUUAUGAGUCCAUCAAUGUUUGUUGAAUAUGUCAACUUCAUCAAGGGAACAGGAAUCAUGCCUUUCGAGGCUCCGUUUGUUGAAGCACUUUUGGUCAUAACAAAGUUGAGUAAAUCAACCUGGGAAUCGAAACUGGAUAUCUUCGAGAGGCUUGGCUGGUCCAGAGAUGUCACUCUUUUGGCAUUCAGUAAGUUUCCACCUUUGAUGUGUAUGUCAGAGAAAAAUAUCACAGACACAAUGAAGUUUUUGGUGGAUGAAAUGGAUUUACCGUUGAAAGAUAUAGCUAGAUGCCCAGCAAUUCUUGGCCUUAGCUUGACGAAGAGGAUUAUUCCUAGAUGGUCAGUGGUUAAAAUAUUGAAAAUGAAGGGUUUAAUCAAGGAUGAUAGAUCCCCAUUUACCGUCAUUAUUCCGAGUGAGAAAAGGUUUCUGCAAGAUUUUGUGAUUAAAUUUCAGGAAAGUGUUCCUGAGCUACUGAAACUCUAUAGAGAGGAAUCGAGAUCUUUACCUGAAGCUCAGGCCUAG
Molecule: messenger RNA, 993 nt
Organism: Neltuma alba
Lineage: Eukaryota; Viridiplantae; Streptophyta; Magnoliopsida; Fabales; Fabaceae
Product: transcription termination factor MTERF15, mitochondrial-like
Exons: 1
Coding region: 1-993 (330 amino acids)
Biological process (GO): regulation of DNA-templated transcription
Molecular function (GO): double-stranded DNA binding
Source: RefSeq, a predicted model, not a curated record